AUGUUCCGACAAAUUCUUGUCAAUCCGCUCGAUGCCGAUUUUCAACGUAUUCUUUGGCGCCCGUCCAGCGACAAGCCGGUCGCACAUUUCCGACUCCUGACAGUGACGUACGGACUCGCUCCCGCUCCUUAUCUAGCGAUGCGCGUUCUGAAGCAGUUGUCACUGGACGAGAGAUCUGACUAUCCAGCGGCUGUCCCGAUACUACGCGACUCCGUCUACGUCGACGACACUCUGUUCGGCGCUGACGACGCCACGUCGCUAAUUGAAUGUCGCGAACAAUUGACAGCGCUACUUCUACGGGGUGGCUUUCAGUUGCGAAAAUGGGCGUCGAAUUCGCUUGACCUUCUUCGUAAUCUAGCUGCUAGUCAAACUGACAUGAGAAAUCAUCUCCUGCAAGACGAGACUCUUAAAGUGCUCGGAAUUUCGUGGCUUCCCCACGAUGACGCUUUUCGUUUUCUGGUGGAUACUUCGUCACCGGUCACUCCAACGAAGCGUUCCAUCCUCUCGGUCAUCGCUCGGUUAUAUGACCCCCUCGGCUGGGCCGCCCCUGUCGUCAUUGUAGCAAAAAUCCUCUUACAGGAGUUGUGGUUAGUCAAGUGUGAUUGGGAUACCCCCCUUCCUGACGAACUCGGUCACAGGUGGGUGGCGUAUUACGAUAACUUAGAUAAUUUGAAUAGCAUCUGGAUCCCUCGGUGGACCGGUAGACGAGGUACCGACCUCGCCUUUGAAUUACAUGGAUUCGCGGAUGCCUCGAAUCGGGUUUACGCUGCCGUCGUAUACAUUCGGGUUCUUCGCACUCAGACUGACUCUCAAGUCUGUCUACUCGCCGCGAAAAAUUAA
Molecule: messenger RNA, 840 nt
Organism: Trachymyrmex cornetzi
Lineage: Eukaryota; Metazoa; Arthropoda; Insecta; Hymenoptera; Formicidae
Exons: 1
Coding region: 1-840 (279 amino acids)
Source: RefSeq, a predicted model, not a curated record